Taeniopygia guttata (zebra finch) is the source of this 940-nucleotide messenger RNA. NCBI's taxonomy places the organism in Eukaryota, Metazoa, Chordata, Aves, Passeriformes, Estrildidae. The record is from RefSeq and is a predicted model, not a curated record.
GGCCGGGCCGGGCGGCAGCGGCGGCGCUGGGCGGGCGGCGGCGGCGGCGGCUCGGCCCCGGGUGCCCCAGGGCCGCCUGGAGCCGGAGGCUUCCCCGCGGCUCCUGCCGAGCGCGGAGCAUCCUUCCCCCGGCAGCCGGGCUGGCACCGGCACCGGCACCGGCACCGGCAUCGGCAUCACCAUCGGCACCGGCACCGACACCGCAAUCAGCAUCAACGGCGGCACCGGCAUCGCCCCCGGCACCGCCAUCCCACCGCCCCCGGCCCCGGCAGCAGCAUCACCUCCGGUGCCACCAUCACCUCCGGCCUCGGCACCGGCCCCGGGAUCGCUGCCCGCACCAGGGUUAGCAUGACCGAGGUGGAACCCGUGCUGGACUUCGCAUCCUCCAGCAGGACGGGCCGGCGCAAUGCCCUGCCCGACAUCCUGGGCUCGCCCGCCGGCGUCAGCCCCGCCGACCUGCCCCUCAAACUGGCCGAGAUGUCCCUGAGCGCAGGCAGUGCCCAGGACAUGCAGUCGCCCUCGGCGGAGCUGCCCUCCCCGCAGCCGCCCAGCCCCGAGCUGAAGGACACGUCCUAACCCGCCGGGAGCGGCGGAGGAAGGAGCGGCCGCGGGGCACCGGCACAGCUCUCCCGGCACCGCCGGAGCCGCCGGGAUCCCCUCGGUGCCGCCGCACGGAGGACCUGGAGCGGCCAUGGGGCAGCCGCGCGUGGCGGGGACACGGAGGGGACCUGCCGUGACCAAGGGGCGACUCCCACCCACGCCCUGGGCCAGGACUCGGGGGAGAUGGGAUGUUUUGGCCUCCCCGGGGGGAGGAAUCUUUUUCUUCUGGGGCAUUUGGCGGAGCCGAGCGCGGGGGGGUCCCGGGGGGGCCCUCCUGGCCGCAGGAGCAGCCACGGGUGUUUCUUGCUGAGUGUGGUGUUCACUGUGAUGUUUUUGGGUA